ACCCAUGUGGUCAGUCAACUGAUCGUGACGUCAGCACAGGUCCUGUAGCCCGCUUGGAAUUCGGCGUCUACCGAUGAAGCUAAAGAACAACCAGACCCGGACAUACGACCGGGAUGGGUACAAGAAACGGGCGGCGUGCGUGUGCUUCCGGAACGGGACCGAGGAUGAAGUACUGCUGGUAAGCAGCAGUCGCUAUCCAGAUCGUUGGAUUGUCCCAGGCGGAGGUCUGGAGCCAGAGGAGGAGGCCAGUGCAGCAGCUGUUCGAGAAGUUUUUGAAGAGGCUGGAGUUAAAGGCACCUUGGGUCGUCUGCUGGGUGUGUUUGAAAACUUUGAGAGGAAACACAGAACAUUUGUUUAUGUCCUGACUGUGACCGAGGUCCUGGACGAUUGGGAGGAUUCUGUUAGCAUUGGACGGAAGCGCCGCUGGUUCAGCAUUGAGGAAGCCGUUUGUGCUUUGCAGGGGCACAAACCAGUGCAGGCAUCCUACUUCCAAAGUCUGAGGCAGAAUUGUCACCCUAACAAUGGAGCCAUCCCCCUGCCUAGCCAGAGUUCCCUUCCAGAUGUCAGAUGACCUAUUUAACCCUAUGGACUCCAUCUUUGCUCCUAAUCUCCUUUCUUCUCCCACCCUGAGAUGCAUCCAGCAGAAAGAGCGUCACUGAAAGUGAUGACCUCCACUGGGCCUCUGAUGUUUUGUUGUUCAGCGAUGGAUUGUGUAUGCUGUGAAUCCCCCCCCCCUUUGUGUGUGACAUGGACACAUUCAUGGCUCACUAACCGGUUCCCCCUUUCCUUCAUAUUUGUGCCAUGAUCAUCUUUAGAUUCACAUUUCUGACUCACCCAGUUUCAGUUUAUAUUCUAGGCGCUAAGAUAGAAGUGUUUGCCCGUUAAACCUUUACAGUUCGCUAUUUAGUGUUAUUUUUCAUCUCCCACGUGUACUUAUUUCUUAAGCUGCAGCUAAACUAACUGGCUAGGCUCUGAGGAGGAUUCUCUAGAGUUUCCA
Nanorana parkeri is the source of this 997-nucleotide messenger RNA. It is a transcript of the gene NUDT3, whose product is annotated as nudix hydrolase 3. Gene Ontology annotation, cellular component: nucleus; cytoplasm. Gene Ontology annotation, biological process: diadenosine pentaphosphate catabolic process; adenosine 5'-(hexahydrogen pentaphosphate) catabolic process; diadenosine hexaphosphate catabolic process. The record is from RefSeq and is a predicted model, not a curated record. The transcript is spliced from 5 exons. Lineage: Eukaryota; Metazoa; Chordata; Amphibia; Anura; Dicroglossidae. The coding region runs from base 74 to 571 and encodes 165 amino acids. Gene Ontology annotation, molecular function: diphosphoinositol-polyphosphate diphosphatase activity; bis(5'-adenosyl)-hexaphosphatase activity; bis(5'-adenosyl)-pentaphosphatase activity.